CGCCGCUCAGCAAGGGAAGACCCCGUUCCAGCCAAGCUCUUCCUCCUCCCCUGCUGCUGGGGAUUUCGGCUGCUUCUCCCAUUCUUGGUCCCUCUGCGCGGCUCUUUCUGAGGGAGCCGCCGCCAUGCCGCUCUACGAAGGUCUCGGCAGCGGUGGCGAGAAGACAGCGGUGGUGAUCGACCUGGGCGCGGCUUUCACCAAAUGUGGUUUUGCCGGAGAAACAGGACCAAGAUGUGUUAUUCCUAGUGAAAUAAAGAAACCCGGUAUUCCAAAGCCAGUCAAAGUUGUUCAAUACAACAUUAAUACAGAAGAGUUAUAUUCAUACCUGAAGGAGUUCAUCCACAUGCUGUAUUUCAGGCAUCUGCUUGUCAACCCCCGAGACCGCCGUGUUGUGAUUGUGGAAUCGGUGCUGUGCCCUUCCCAUUUCAGAGAGACGCUUACAAAGGUUCUCUUCAAGUAUUUUGAGGUUCCUUCCGUGCUGUUUGCUCCAAGCCACCUGAUGUCUCUCCUGACCCUUGGGAUUAAUUCGGCAAUGGUAUUAGAUUGCGGCUACACAGAGAGUCUGGUGCUGCCUAUCUAUGAGGGAAUACCGGUUCUGAGCUGCUGGGGUGCCCUUCCUUUGGGAGGAAAAGCUAUUCACAAAGAGCUAGAGAACCAGCUGCUGGAGCUGAGCACUGUGGAUACAGGAACUACCAAAGGACAGAGCCUUCCCUCGGUGAUGGGUUCUGUUCCCGAAGACAUCGUAGAGGACAUCAAAGUUCGCACUUGUUUUGUGAGCGACCUCCAGCGAGGGCUGAAAAUCCAGGCAGCAAAAUUCAAUAUGGAUGGCAGUGCAGAGCGUCCAACGCCCCCUCCGGAUGUAGACUACCCACUGGAUGGAGAGAAGAUACUACAUGUGAAUGGAGCCAUCAGAGAUUCGGUUGUUGAAAUUCUCUUUGAGCAGGACAACGAAGAGAAAUCAGUGGCCACUUUGAUACUGGACUCACUUCUAGAGUGCCCAAUCGACACCAGGAAGCAGCUCGCGGAGAACUUGGUGGUGACGGGCGGCACUGCCAUGUUGCCGGGAUUCCUGCACAGGCUGAUGGCAGAAAUAAGAGACCUGGUGGAGAAGCCCAAGUACAAGGAGACGCUGGCGUCCAAGACCUUCCGAGUGCACACGCCGCCCUCCAAGCCCAACUGUGUGGCCUGGCUGGGAGGAGCCAUUUUUGGAGCUCUCCAGGACAUCCUGGGGAGCCGUUCGGUGUCAAAGGAAUACUACAGCCAAACCGGGCGCAUCCCUGACUGGUGUUGCCUCAACAAUCCUCCUCUGGAAAUGAUGUUUGACGUCGGAAAAACGCCUCCCCCGCUGAUGAAAAGGGCCUUUUCCACGGAGAAGUAGGCCUCUGCUCCCUCUCUGGAUGUCACAGACUGUGAUGGCGUUGAAAGAGGCAAACCUGUCCCACCAUGGAAUGGAAUUCCGGGGCAGCAGGACCGUCAUGGCCACUCCUGCCCUCCGGAUGUCAGCUGUGCUAGUUUAAGGCAAUACCCCACUGAUGUGUAUUUAUGUAAUAGCAAGAUAAAAGUGCCCAAGACUACGGCCUUUUUAUUAUUAUUAUUUAAAGCCUUUAAGCAUAUUGAAAAGAAGCUGCUGUUUGUAACAUGAAACCACAUGCACAUCUUUCUUUGCCAGUCUCAGUGUAAUGCUUUAUUUCACAUUAGUUAGUUCAGAUAAUUAAAAAACAACAACUUAA
Messenger RNA from Hemicordylus capensis (graceful crag lizard), 1730 nucleotides. RefSeq names its product actin related protein 10 (gene ACTR10). Gene Ontology annotation, biological process: retrograde axonal transport of mitochondrion. The transcript is spliced from 13 exons. The record is from RefSeq and is a predicted model, not a curated record. The coding region runs from base 125 to 1378 and encodes 417 amino acids. NCBI's taxonomy places the organism in Eukaryota, Metazoa, Chordata, Lepidosauria, Squamata, Cordylidae.